Molecule: messenger RNA, 1316 nt
Organism: Oncorhynchus mykiss (rainbow trout)
Lineage: Eukaryota; Metazoa; Chordata; Actinopteri; Salmoniformes; Salmonidae
Source: RefSeq, a predicted model, not a curated record
CAGCCUCAGAAAAAGCACCCACCCAGGAGUAACUGGAGAGAUCUAUGCAACUGGCAGCCUCCCAGUGAAGUGAAUUGUUUUGAGCCUGAGGCUCCAGCCAAUAUGAAAGUGCAUCUUCAAAUCAUCAUCUGCGGGUGUGUUCUAGCCACAGUCCUACCGCUGGUCAAAGGCACAGUCCUACCGCUGGUCAAAGGCACAGUCCUACCGCUGGUCAAAGGCACAGUCCUACCGCUGGUCAAAGGCACAGUCCUACCGCUGGUCAAAGGCACAGUCCUACCGCUGGUCAAAGGCACAGUCCUACCGCUAGUCAAAGGCACAGUCCUACCGCUGGUCAAAGGCACCAAAGUUGACCUCAACUCCAACAUGAAAAAGAGAUUUGGAGUCUGGUUACAGAGCCGCACAAGAGAAGAUUUCCAAAGCAGCUCUGCAGUGAACUCAGGGAUCCUCAGUGGACCAGGGCAGAGAGAGGAAACAGACCCCUCAGUAUUUCAUUCCAGGUCCAGAAGAUCCAUUGUGACCUCAGUGAAAAGACCAGGCUGUUCUCUGGGUACAUGCAGCCUACAUGACCUGGCCCAUCGGCUACACAUCCUCAACAACAAGUUAAAGGUCAACAGAGCCCCGGAGGACAAGAUCAGCUCACAGGGUUACGGUCGCCGCCGCCGCAGGUCCCCACAGUCACUCCCACAGCGCUACGCAACGCUAAGUCUCCAAGCAGGCAGAGUGAGACUGAACUGCAGCAGAGAGUGCAACCAAGGACUCCACCUACAGGCCAUCCCUCUCAGACAAACUUGAGACGGGCAGAGAACAGGAAGAGGAGUGUCGAUCUAGCGAAUAUCAAGCACUUUUUUUAAUGUUUGGGGCUGGCUGAGAUAUUACUGAGGUUCUAUUCCUGAGCAUUCCUUUCCUGCGUGGGGAAAAGGAUGGACAAGAUCAAUGGAGCAGGAAACAAUUUUCACGCCACUGGAUGGAAGAUAGAGGGGCGCAAGAAGCUCAGGAGACAUUCUCUCACCCCUGUGGCGGCAUAGAAAGAGAGGCUUGGUUGAACACUGACGCUCCAAACCACACCACUGCACUAGGGCUAGGACUAGAGCUUAACCUCUAGACUAGAUUGGGGCUGGGACUAGAGCUUAACCCUUGGACUAGACUGGGGCUGGGACUAGAGCUUAACCCUUGGACUAGGCUGGGACUAGAGCUUAACCCCUAGACUAGACUGGGGCUGGGACUAGAGCUUAACCCUUGGACUAGACUGGGGCUGGGGCUAGAGCUUAACCCUUGGACUAGACUGGGGCUGGGGCUAGAGCUUAACCCUUGGACUA